Messenger RNA from Plasmodium berghei ANKA, 2538 nucleotides. RefSeq names its product conserved Plasmodium protein, unknown function. Bases 1 to 2538 code for a protein of 845 amino acids. NCBI's taxonomy places the organism in Eukaryota, Apicomplexa, Aconoidasida, Haemosporida, Plasmodiidae. Gene Ontology annotation, molecular function: protein binding. The record is from RefSeq and is a predicted model, not a curated record. The transcript has a single exon.
AUGAUCGAUGAUAAAGCCAUUGGAAAACUUAACAGCAUAUUAAAAUGCAACCAAAAAAAGCAACAAAAAAGUGGAAAGAAAAAUAGCACAUCACAUAGGAUAGAAAAUGAAAAAUACUUUUCCCGAGCAUAUUUGAUAGGAGAAAAAUAUAUUAAAAAAAUAAUAAAUGAAUAUAGAGACGAUUUAACGCAUAUUAUUGACACUUCAAGUGAUAAAAAUACUAAGGAAAAAUUAAAACGUCUUCAAAAUAAAAACCAAAAUAACGAUAUUGAAUUUACACAUUUAAAUAACUUUGAAAUAGAUCAUCGGUUAUGCAAAAUUAAAGGAAAAAACAUAUAUGAAGGAACAGCAGGAAAAAUUAAUGAAGUAAUAAUUGAGACAUUAAAUAAAUCAGGACAAUGUGUAUAUGUUGAAAAUUCCAUAUUUGAAGCAUAUAUAAAAAAAAAAAAAUAUGUAGAUAAGUUAAACUAUAUAAGGGAAUAUCCAAAGGAAGAAAAUGGAUAUGACACGUUCAUACAUAAUAAUUUAUAUAAUGAACAUUUAUACAAAAAACACGAAUCGUUAAUAAAUUGUGAUUACAAUAGAUAUAAUGUUAAUUCUAUAUUUUCAAAUUACAAGAAUAUAAAAAAAAAGGAACUAAAUAGUGAUGAUAACACCAUCUUUGGUGAGAAUAAUGAAUAUAAUUAUCGAUCUAAAAGUUGUGAAAGAAAAAAAAAUCAAUUGAAUAACAAUUAUGCCUAUAAAACAAAUAUUAAUAAAUCAAAAAAAAAAAGUAAAAACAAUUGUGAUGAAAAUAGUCACUAUAAUGAAACUAUAAAGAAUGCUUAUAUUUUUGAUCCUUUUGAAUAUGAUGAUCAAAAUAUAAAACUAACAACAAACUCAAUCAAAUGCAAUGUACGUGAUUUAAAAAAUGGUACGUAUGUAAUAUCUUAUACUAUUAGAAAAAGUGGCCAAUAUUAUCUAUCCAUAUUUUAUAAAAAAAAACCUAUAGCAAAUACUCCUUACAAUAUUACCAUCAAACCAUCGACAUCAUAUCCUCCAAAUUGUAUAGUAUAUAAAUAUAUAAACCACAGAAUAAUUAUUCCUGUUAAUAAAACAAACAAACAUAAAACAAGCGAAAAUUACGGCUUGUUAUAUCCAGAUUAUGAAACUAGUUUACAUGAUCAUUCAGUUGAAUUUGAACACAAUUGGAAAACAAGUAAUGAGAAAAAUUAUAUAGAAAAUAUUGAGAAAAAAAGCUUAUUUCAUCAAACAAUUGAAACUCAAUCAAAUACUUCUAAUAGUUACAGUAAUAAUGAAAAUGAUAUAUUACAUGGCUCAUCACAUAGUGAGGGGUGCAAUUAUGGAUACAACGAGGAUUCAAAUGAUUAUAAAAAUAUGCAUGUGUUAAAAUUUGACGAUGAAGAAGAUAACGAAGAAAAUAAAAAAUUCAACAACUUCUUUAUUCAAUGUUACGAUGCAUAUAAAAAUAAAAUAAAAGGCGGAAACGAAACAUUUGAAGUAACAGGAUUGGGUGAUGUCAAAAUCACAAAGAUAAAUAACUUACAAAAUGGAAUAUACGAAGUUAUAUAUAAAUAUGUAAAAAAAAAUUAUCAAAAUUAUAGCGAGGACGAUUUUGUUUCACCAUCCAACUAUAACACUUAUAGAGAAAUAAAAGUAAAGCUAAAUGGAUGUCAUGUCAAAGGGUCACCAUUUCAAAUAAUUUUAAAAAAUGAUAAAAAAUAUGAAUAUUUAAAUAAAAUAAGAAAUUUAUUGCCUAUUAACAAUAUUAAUGUGUUUAAUCCUAUUGGUAGUUUAAAUAACAUAAUUAAUUCAUAUAAAUAUAUAAAAACGAAUUAUUUAACAAAUGAGGAUGGAAAUAUAUUUAUGAAUAUAAAUCCAUAUUACAAAAAUAAAGAACUUGAUAAAAUUUUGAAAAAGGUUGAUGCUAAUCUUAUAUCUAUUAUGUCUAUACCUAUGAAAGAACAAUUAUUUAAUUAUAUACGACAUAUUAAUCGUGAUAAACAUAUAAUGAAAUUAAAAAGUAUAUUAUUUAAAGAAUUAAUUAGUUCUCUUUAUAAAAUUAUUAACUGUUCAGAACAAAUUUAUCAGGGAUUAGAAGAGGAUGAACAAUGUUUAGUCAAACUUCGCCAAAUACAAAAUGAUACUAUUAGUGAUGUAAACACUAUGUACCAAUCUUUGAAAGAUAAAAAUGUACAUACAUUACCAUUUGAUUUUUCAAUUAAUGAUAUGAAAUUAUACGAACAAAAAUUAAAAGAAACAAAAAAAAAACUAUUAGAAAAGCAAAAAGAACUAAUAAAUAAAUAUACAAACAUCAAAAACAAAGAACACCAAUUCUAUAAAGACAGAGAAGAUAUAACUAAACAACUGGUUGAUAAAUAUGAACUACAUCAAGCUAUGUAUGAUCAAUCAAAAAGUGCUUUAAUGCAAACACAUGCUAAUUUGAAAAAAAAAACUCUAACAAGUAUUAACCAAGCAUACAAACGAGAAAAAAAAAUGAUUAUGUUUAAGGGGACGAAUAAUUUAGAUGGAAUUUAA